This is a messenger RNA of Camelina sativa (false flax), 501 nucleotides long. RefSeq lists its product as uncharacterized. NCBI's taxonomy places the organism in Eukaryota, Viridiplantae, Streptophyta, Magnoliopsida, Brassicales, Brassicaceae. The record is from RefSeq and is a predicted model, not a curated record.
AUGGAUCCACAGGUCGUCGACGAUAAGAAAUCUCAAGAGCCUAAUCUGAAGCGUCAUAAGCGGGAGGAGAAGUGCGAAGAGAUAUCGUCGUCCAGCGACUCGACGUGUAGUUUUGAUUCGGAAGAUGAACGAUUGGUCAAUGAAGAACACAAAAGAAACGGGGAUUACGACUUUGACACCACAAAACAAAGAAACCUUGUGAUUCGCUAUCCUGUUAACGUCGAGGAUAACGACGUUGCUGAUGAACCCGAAACCGACGGAGACUUGGUCCACCGGUUAUCCAAGAUGGCUCUUGAGAAACUCAAUGCUGAUAAUCUGAUAAAUCUUGAGUUUGUGAAAGCUGUCAAGGCUAAUUGGCAUUAUGGCGGGGAACGCACUUUGUACAUCACUUUUGAGGCCAAAGAUGCUAAUUCUCUAACUGCUGACCCCAUAUGUUUUCAAGCUACCGUUAGCAACCUUCCAUGGAAUGUAACGGUCUACCGUCUACCGUGUCAACCGUAA